Messenger RNA from Epinephelus lanceolatus (giant grouper), 1021 nucleotides. NCBI's taxonomy places the organism in Eukaryota, Metazoa, Chordata, Actinopteri, Perciformes, Serranidae. The record is from RefSeq and is a predicted model, not a curated record.
CUCCCCCAGCUAGGUGUUUGCUCCACCUAUUGAAUCCCCCCUUCAUUCCUCAGAUACACCUGCUCCAGUAAAACAACAACGUCAAAGGUACAAGCAAAGCACGCCAGCUGCUCUGUUGUUGGCUGCACAAGCGGACAAAAAAGCCUGUUUUUACUUCCUACGCCUGAGGACCUGAGGACCCAGUGGAUUCAUUUUGUUUUUGAUGGAAAUGUACCCACAACAACUGCUAAAGUGUUGUAUGUGUGUGGUAACCAUUUUACUAUGGACUGCUUUCUCAACGAGAGCCAGUACAAAGCAGGACUCGAUGCAUUUCUGAAGAUAAAGCAUGGAUCCGUACCGACUGUCCGUGACCCAACUGAAAACAUGGGUGCUGCCAGCACAUCAAGUGCAUCCGUACAGUUUGCUGCAACAAGGGAUGUUGCAUGCCAGACUGACCCACAGGAAUCACGCACACAGUUAUCCUUGAGGACUCUACAGCCUCACUUCAGAAGUACAGGUGUCCAGGCUACUGUGUCCUGCAAGGAUUUUGGUGUUGGGACAUUCGCAGAUGAUCCUCUCUCUUCUUCAUCAAUACCUAGAAAGAGAAAAAGACUUUCAAAGAGAUCUGCUCUGGACCUGGAGGAGGAGGAAGACAACGAUGAUCCAUCAGAGGGCAGCUCUCCAGUGGCAGCUUCACAAGGGCUAGAUGCGACCAAUGACCAUGCAGACUCUGUCACAGCCUUGACAGAGUCAACAGUUUUGUUAGAAGAAGCAUCCACUCCCAGCCACAAGAUCAACAAAUACAUAGUGUAUGAGAACUGCAUUAUGGAGUUUUUUGCUGUGUGUCCUGGGGACAUUCUUGUCUGUGGAGCAGCGGUGCUCACAUUGUGAGUUCUACAGACGUUGGUAUAGCCAGCCUGUCCUCAGAAGCACUCCAGCCGGAAACCUCCACCUUUCUGCAGCUGUGUACUUGAGUGGAGCAUCUUUCUUCAAAAUUGAAAGGGUAAAUGACGAAGAACUACUUUCCCUCAGAGUCUCUGAA